Olea europaea var. sylvestris is the source of this 3046-nucleotide messenger RNA. Its product is annotated as pentatricopeptide repeat-containing protein At3g53360, mitochondrial. The transcript has 4 exons. NCBI's taxonomy places the organism in Eukaryota, Viridiplantae, Streptophyta, Magnoliopsida, Lamiales, Oleaceae. Gene Ontology annotation, molecular function: protein binding; RNA binding. The record is from RefSeq and is a predicted model, not a curated record. Gene Ontology annotation, biological process: RNA modification. Bases 229 to 2532 code for a protein of 767 amino acids.
GGAUUUUCUUCCUCUGCAUUCAGCGCCCCAAUACUCGGCCGAAUUCUAACUCUCCGGGAAAAUACAUUUCAUUUUUAUAUACAAAGAAGGAACAUCGAACCCUAAAGCUAUUUCAAGAGUACAAAUGGUCCUGGUUGGAAGUUUCUCAGAAUCUUAUGGAAAUUAUAUACAGUUAAGAUGAAGUGAAACAAAGGAAAUUUUACCGUCUUCCUUUGGCUUCUUUACAAAAUGACGAAAGGAUUGUGGCCUACGCUUAACUUUACCUGUAACUAUGUUAGCCGUAGAAUUCACGUUAUGCAUCUCCAGAACGAACAAUCAAUUAAUGAUUACUUAAGUUCUUUAUGCAAGCAAAAGCUUUUCAAAGAGGCCCUUCGUUCAUUUGAUAUUAUAGAAAAGAAUUCAAAUUGCCAUGUUUAUCCGAGCACCUAUGCUCAUUUGAUCUCAGCUUGCUUAUCUUUGAGAUCCCCGCAAUAUGGUAGAAAAAUUCAUAAACAUAUUUUGAAGUACACCUUUCAGCCUGACGUGAUCCUUGCGAACCAUAUUCUCAAUAUGUAUGGAAAAUGUGGGUUGAUAGAGGAUGCCAGGAAGGUAUUCGAUGAUAUGCCAGAGAGAAAUGUGGUGUCUUGGACUUCAGUAAUUGCUGGAUACUCACAGAAUGGUCUGGAAUUGGAAGAAGCUGUAAAAUUGUAUAUUCAAAUGCUACAGUCAGGUCUUAUGCCGGAUCAGUUCACAUUUGGAAGUAUAAUUAGAGCUUGUUCAAGUAUGAAUGAGGUUGAGUUGGGAAAGCAGUUGCAUGCCCAUGUAAUUAAAAUGCAAUUUGGUUCCAACCUCGUAGCCCAAAACGCUCUUAUUGCAAUGCACACAAAGUUCGGUCAAAUUAAUGAGGCACACAUUGUGUUUUCUAGCAUCAAGUUAAAGGAUUUGGUUUCAUGGAGUUCAAUGAUUGCUGGGUUUUCACAACUAGGUUAUGAGUUAGAAGCAUUGACCUGUUUUAGGGAAAUGCGAUGUCACUGGGCAUACCAGCCAAAUGAAUUUAUCUUUGGCAGUGUUUUUAGAGCUUGUGGUUAUCUUGGACAGCUCGAAUAUGGAAGACAGAUACAUGGAUUAAGUAUAAAAUUUGGUCUUGGAGGAGAUGUUUUUUCUGGUUGCUCCCUCACUGAUAUGUAUGGAAAAUGUGGUUUGUUUAGUUAUUCCAAAACUGCCUUUAACCAGAUAGAAAAUCCCGAUGUAGUAUCUUGGAAUGCACUCAUAUCAGCCUUUGCAUAUGGUGGUGAUGCAAAUGAAGCCAUGUUGAAUUUUUCUCAGAUGAGAUAUCAGGAGUUGAGACCAGAUGAUAUCACCAUUCGUUCUUUACUUAGUGCUUUCAGAGAUCCAUUUACUCUCUGUCAAGGGAAACAAGUGCACUCCUAUAUUAUGAAGACGGGAUUAGAUUUGGAUAUUCCAGUUUGUAAUUCCAUACUUUCAAUGUAUGCGAAUUGCUCAGAUUAUAAUGAUGUGGAUAAAAUGUUCAACAAGAUACAAAGCAAGGCAGAUCUAGUCUCUUGGAAUGUCAUUCUUACUGCAUGUGUGCAGCACGACAAGGCUGGAGAGGUUUUCUCGUUAUUAAGAAUGAUGCUGCUAUCUCAUAAUAGGCCGGAUAAUAUUACCUUAACUAUUGUACUUGGAGCUUGUGGGAAAAUCGCCUCUUUAGUAAUGGGGGAUCAAGUUUAUUGCUCUGCCAUUAAAACUGGGUUCACUGUUGAUGUUUCUGUGAUAAAUGGAUUUAUCGACAUGUAUGUGAAAUGUGGAUCCAUAGAAAGCGCUAAAAAACUCUUUGACUGCAUGGAAAAUCCUGAUGUUUUCUCUUGGAGUUGUUUAAUUGUGGGAUAUGCUCAGUUUGGAUAUGGAGAAGAAGCUUUAAAUCUCUUCAUGAAAAUGAGAAGUUUGGGAGCUAAGCCAAACCAAGUGACAUUGGUUGGAGUUUUGACUGCUUGUAGUCAUGUUGGACUGGUGGAAGAAGGGUGGCAGUUGUUUAAUACCAUGGAAGAGGAGUACGGUGUAGUCCCCACAAGAGAGCAUUAUUCAUGUGUUGUUGAUUUGCUGGCUCGAGCUGGCCGCAUCAACGAUGCUGAAGCUUUCAUAAAUGAAAUUCCAUUUGAACCUGAUAUUGUGACAUGGAAAACUCUAUUGGCUGCCUGUAAAACUCGAAAUAAUAUUGAAGUUGGAAAACGGGCUGCAGAGAAUAUUCUGCAGAUUGACCCCUCUAAUUCUGCUGCUCAUGUGAUGCUUUGCAGCAUAUAUGCUUCAACUGGUAGCUGGAAAGAUGUUGCCACGGUGAGGAGCUUGAUGAGACAAAAUGGCGUCAAGAAAGUUCCUGGUCAAAGCUGGAUUGAAAUGAAGGACAAUAGUCAUAUUUUCUCAGCAGAAGAUGAUUUCCAUCCCGAAAGAGGCAGAAUAUACACAAUGCUGGAGGAAUUGUUGUUGCAAAUGUCAGAUGCUGCUUAUGUUCCCGUUGAGGGUGUAAUGUUUACUGGUGAACCAUGUUUUCUCUGAAUGAUUUUUGAUACUUCAAUGUCCAAGGGUUAGGAGAUCGUGAACAACUAAAGCAAAGCAGGCUUCUCCAUCUUGCAAAGAGAAAGGAAGUAAAUAAAGAAAGAAAUGGUUUGGGAAAGAAAAGCCUUUAGUUCAGAUUUUCCAAAUCUAGAGACUAUUCAAGUACCUCAUCCUCCCUUGGAAGAUGUGAAAGUGGAAGUGAAAAAUGGGCAGACAGAACAUGCUUACUCUGUUGCCGUUGCUACUGCUGCAGUAGCUGCACAGGCUGCUGCCGAGGUUUUCCACAUACUACAGCAACUCAAUUCACUGGAAAAUCAAAAGAGGAGGUGGCAGCAAUCAGAAUCCAGACUGCUUUCUGUGGUUACCAGGCAUGCUACUUAAUAAAUUAACAUUUCUUCCUCAAUUGGAUUUGAUGGGUUGGACAUCAAAAUUUGUCAGGGUGGAAAAAAUUUGAGAUAAGGAUCUUUAUUUAAUCUAUUUCCUUGGCUGAAAAGUGAGCAACACAUGCUUAUAA